GUGACAUAAGCACACCUGUCCAUGUCUCCAGAGUUUAGAAAAUUGGAGUUAACUAAAGAAUGGCAAAAUGUCAGUUUAUAAAAUUAAAAUCGUGAUUCACAUUCUUAUUAUUAUUCAAUUUAUUUUAUUGUCAUGCAACCCACACCCGAAUUUAUUAUUAUUCACGCAUCCUCUAAAUUAAUCAGCUUCUAAUUUCAUAAAAAAAAAAAAAAAAAACCACCUGUUGAGUCUGAUGGCCGACGAUGCCGAAACCCCGAUGCUUGUCAAUUCCGUCAACGGUGUCGUUGACUACGAAGGCCAUCCGGCUUCGAGAUCCAACUCUGGCGGUUGGAGAUCAGCGGUUUUCAUCAUAGGUGUUGAGAUUGCAGAGAGGUUCGCCUACUAUGGAAUCAGCGCAAACCUUGUGACCUAUAUGAGUGGGCCGCUCGGACAGUCAACAGCUACCGCCGCGGCCAACGUCAAUGCUUGGGGCGGUGCGGCAUCGUUGUCUCCUCUGUUGGGAGCUUUCGUGGCGGAUUCUUUUCUAGGACGCUACCGUACCAUCGCUAUGGCUUCUCUGCUCUAUAUAUUGGGACUUGGUUUGUUGACUUUGUCGGCUUUUCUGCCUUCUCUGAUUGGUUUUGAUUGCCAAACCAACACCGGGUCUUGUUCUUCUCCUCUUUUUCAAGUGGUAUUGUUCUUCUUUUCUUUAUAUCUUGUUGCAAUUGCGCAAGGUGGACACAAGCCGUGCACUCAGGCUUUUGGAGCUGAUCAGUUUGAUGGUCAAGAUCCAGAGGAAAGCAAAUCCAAAAGCUCAUUCUUCAAUUGGUGGUAUUUUGGUGUAUCUGCAGGUGCUACAGUAACAAUAUUCAUCUUAAGCUACAUACAAGAUAAUUUAAGCUGGGCUCUUGGAUUUGGGAUUCCUUGCAUCGCGAUGAUCAUUGCCUUAAUUGUUUUCUUGCUUGGAACUACAACUUACCGGUAUAGCAUUGGACAGAAUGAAAGAGGCCCCUUUAUGAGGAUCGGUAGUGUGUUUGUUGCAGCAUUUAGGAACAGGCAUAAAACUCCUUCGGAUGUGGUUGCUGGUUUGGAAUGUCAUGGCUUCCUGUCUGACCAAAGCUACGAUCAAUUCAAAUUCCUUAAUAAAGCUUUGCUGGCACCAAAUCUUUUGAAGGAAGAUGAUUGUGUUUGUAGCAUAGCUGACGUUGAAGAAACAAAAGCUGUACUUAGGCUUGUUCCAAUAUGGAUGGCAAGCUUGGUAUAUGGUAUUGUAUUUGCACAGAUCGCAACUUUAUACACAAAGCAAGGAGCCACGAUGGACAGAACGGUUGUCUCAAAUUUUAAAAUUCCACCUGCUGCACUUCAAUGCUUCGUGGGCAUUGCCAUUAUUAUCUUCAUUCCAGUGUAUGAUCGCAUUUUUGUUCCAAUUGUAAGGUCUCUUACCUUAAAUCCAUCUGGCAUCACAAUGCUGCAGAGAAUCGGAACUGGAAUUUUCCUAUCUGCCUUAUCAAUAAUAAUCGCAGCUUUUGUUGAAAUGAAACGGCUUAAUAUUGCUCAAGAGUAUGACCUGGUCGAUAAGCCAAGUGUCACAGUUCCAAUGAGCGUGUGGUGGUUGGUACCUCAGAAUUUCAUCUUUGGAUUAGCUGAUGUUUUCACUUUGGUUGGUCUGCAAGAGUUCUUUUAUGACCAGGUCCCUCUAGAGUUAAGAAGUAUAGGACUGGCGCUUUACCUUAGUGUACUUGGUAUUGGGAGCUUCUUAAGCAGCAUUCUUAUCUAUGUUAUUGACAAAGCAACCGGUGGAGAUGGUCGAGAUAGCUGGUUUUCGAAUAACCUGAACCGGGCUCAUCUUGAUUACUUUUAUUGGUUAAUUGCUGGACUAUGCCUAUUAGGAUUGGGCGCUUUCUUGCAUUUUGCAAAAUCCUACAUUUAUAAUAGAAGUGCUGUCUAAAUUUAUUAGGGUUGGGUGUGGUCUUCUACAAGUUGAGGACUGGUCAGUUAGGAGCCUCACUUAUAGGUUUUAAGAAUUAGUUGUGAGAGCUGCCUUAAUAAUUGCCAUCCUGGCCUAUGUAUUUGAUAAGCACAAGAAAAUUGUUAGAUUAGUGACCAAUACUUGAAAAGUCAUAUGUUUUAACCAUUGUUGCGUGAUGGUGGAGAAAGGACAAGAAAGAAGCGCUAAUAAGUUCACCAACACCCUGUGCCAUCAUUCAUAUCAGCAGAAACACUUGAACAGGAGCAGAUAUGAACUUGAGGCUGAAGAAGUUAACCUAAGCAUAAUGUCAAAUUUUAUUGUCAUCAUGCGUUUUAUCUCGCUUUCUUUGAAGGUUUAUGACCUUGCACGCACGUCUUCACUUAGACAAAUUGAGAAAAGAUUGAUAAAUGCUGUAUUAAGCUUCUCUGUUUGUGGUUUGUAGAGUUUGGCCAUUAUUAUGUACAAGAGGUCUAUGUACAAUGUGUACUAUUGACUUUAAUAUCUUUAGUUUAACAAUUUUUAACA
Humulus lupulus (European hop) is the source of this 2473-nucleotide messenger RNA. Its product is annotated as protein NRT1/ PTR FAMILY 5.10-like. Gene Ontology annotation, cellular component: membrane. The transcript has 4 exons. The coding region runs from base 233 to 1927 and encodes 564 amino acids. Lineage: Eukaryota; Viridiplantae; Streptophyta; Magnoliopsida; Rosales; Cannabaceae. Gene Ontology annotation, molecular function: dipeptide transmembrane transporter activity; tripeptide transmembrane transporter activity. The record is from RefSeq and is a predicted model, not a curated record. Gene Ontology annotation, biological process: transmembrane transport; dipeptide transport.